Drosophila rhopaloa is the source of this 2901-nucleotide messenger RNA. Its product is annotated as axoneme-associated protein mst101(2). Lineage: Eukaryota; Metazoa; Arthropoda; Insecta; Diptera; Drosophilidae. Bases 128 to 2347 code for a protein of 739 amino acids. The transcript has a single exon. The record is from RefSeq and is a predicted model, not a curated record.
CUUAAUAAUUAUGUUAAUUUUUGGACCCAGAAAAUACAAAUUUUAAGCGAAUUCUUUUAUUAAAAUUGGGACAAACUAAAUUUUUUAGUUUUAAGGAAGAGUGUCGUGGGGGCGUAUAUUUUUAGCAAUGUGCUCUAGAUUUACAAGCUGUCUGCUCACACGGAUGUCCGGUCCUCAGAGCCGGGGAACCGUGACCAUCGUGUUCAAGUGGCAGCUGCGCAACUACAGCGAUCCACCUCUCAUGGAUUGCGAUGCUUAUAAGGCGUACAAGGAGCAAAAGGCACUAGCAUUGAAGAAAAAGAAGGAGGCCAAAAUGAAGGAGGCGGCCAAGAAGGCCGCCGCCUGCCUCAAAAGCGAGUUGAACAAGUGCAUCAAGGAGAAGGAGAAGGCGCUAAUAGCGAAAGUGGAGUGCAUGACAGCGGAGGAGAAGAAGGCCAUGGGCGACAUGCUGGACUGCGUGAUGGCGGGCGUCAGGGAAAUCUGCUUCAAGUCAGUGCUGCAAAAGUACUGCAAGGAGCAGGAGCUGAAGCACCGCUACGAGAGACUGAUCAAAGAGAAAAAGAUCAAGGAGAUAAUGAAGAAGUGUCCUGCCAAAAAGGGGGAAAGCUCAGAGGAGGAGUGCAAGGACCCCAAAGCGGAGCAGACCGAAAAAGAGAAGGCAGCUAUCGCACAACAGUGUGAAGACCCAGAACGGUUCCAGAAGUGCAUAGAUGAGACUACCAAGCUGCUGAAAGCCGAGUUGGAGAAAUGUGAGUGCCAGGAAGAUCAGCAAGAGGAAGAAUGCUCCGAGAACGAAAACGAUAAUUGCGAAGAUAAGCCCAAGAACAAGGGAGUACAGCUCCGUGUAAAAGGUAUUAGACAGUCUCCCAAAAAGAAAGACGAUUCCGAGAAGCAGGAGGUUCCCACAUUGGAUAGUUGUAAGGAAGUGCCAAAGGAUAAAUGUGAAGAUCCUGUGAAAAAAGCAGAAGAGUCUUGUGACAAGAAAGAAAAACCUAAAGCAGAUGUAUGCCCACAGGAUGCUAAAGAGAAAAAUGAAUGCCCAGAGGAGAAAGAAGAAUCUGCGGAUCAGGUGUGCCCAGAGAAGCCAAAAAAGGAUACCAAAUGUCCAACAGAUCCUAAAGUUUCGAAGGGGAAGACCAAAUCUCCAUUCGAGCAGAAGAUGGAAGAUUGCAUGAAGGAAGAGUGGAAAGACAUAUGUGAAGCCCAGAAACUAUCAAGUCCCAAAGAGAAAAAGAAAGUAGCUGCUGUGGAGGAUUGUCUGAAGCAGGAAAUCAAGAAAAGGUGCCGCUCAAUGGUCAUCACUAAAAUGUGUGCUGACUCCUGGGGAGAACCAGAAAAGGAGAAUAAGUGUGAACAGCAGAAAGAACCAGAAGAAAAUCCGUCUAAUUGCGAGGACACCAAGGACUCUAAAAAAGCAAAGUUCCAAAAGUGCGUGGAGAAAAAAUGGAAGGACAAUUGUCCAAGUAUUGAAGAUCUUACGGAAAAGAAUAAUGUGGAUUUUUGCGAAGUUUCCGAGGAAGUGAAGAAAAUUAUGCUGCAAAUAUGCGAAGAGGACGCAAAAAAUAAAGAGUGCGAAAUUAAGGAACUGGAAGAAAAUAUCGAAAGGUGUGCGUUUCUAAAAAAAUGCGCAGACGCAAGGCUCAAAAGAAAGUGCGAUGAAGAAGAAAAGAUGAAAAAGUGCGAGGAAGAGGCAAGAAUAAAAAAAUGCGAGGAAGAAGAGAGAAAUAGAAUAUGCGAAGAGCUGAAGAAAAAACAAUGCGAGAUAAAGAAAAUGGAGGAUGAGCUAAAAGAACAAUGCGAAAAGAAAGAGAGCGCUGAGGAAUUGAAGAAGAAGUGCGAAGAGGAAGCCCGAAGAAAAAAAUGCGAAGAGUUUAAGAAAAAACAUGAAGAGCUAAUAAAAAACGAGGAGUUAAAGAAAAAAGAAGACGAGUCAAGGCCUAAAUGCGAAGAGAAAGAUCCUGUUAAAAAAUGCGAAGAGGAGGCCCUCAAGAAAAAAUGCGAAGAAGAAGCGCUAAAGAAAAAAUGCGAAAUGGAAGAGCAUCUAAGAAAAUGCGAAGAGGAGGCUCAAAAGAAAAAAUGUGAAGAGGAAGCUCUGAAGAAAAAAUGUGACGCACUGAAGAAAAAACUCGGAGAGCUAAAGAAAGAAGAGAAAGAUCUGAAUACAAAGCUUGAAGAUAUGUUGAAAAAAGAGGAACUGAAAAAGCAACAAGAGGAGGAAGAACAGAAAAAGAAAUGUGAAGAAGAUAAGGUUCUAAAAGAAUGUGAUAAAUUCGAUCAGAAGGAAAAAUGCAAUAACCAAGGAGCAGUCGACAAAGACACACCCCCCAAAGGAAAAUCUGCAAAAUAAAUCCUAAGUCCUAGAAGUAAAGCAGAGAGACUCAUCAGACAAGACAUCACUGCUGGAAAUGAUCAGUCAGUGGGAUUUGAUCAGAAGAUUAACUGCAGUUCUACAAAGUAAAGGGAUUCACAGCUCGGUCACAGGCAAGAUGACACAUAUGGUUUGGAGGACGACGGCGAUCGUCAAGGCCCCGUGUCAUCCAGUUGUGGCAGCUCUUUCCACAUUAUUCCAUAUUCGAAGAAAAGGCGACUGCACCAACUGGGCGGUCGUUUUUGCGAUCGCCACCGUGGUCUUGGUCAUUUAAAACGACAUCAGUGGAAUGCUGUCGGUCUCGUUAAAAUCCUGUGACAUAAAUGUGCUGAAACCUAUCCUUUAAUGACGUCCUCCUGUUUGUUGAGUGUCCAGGCCAUCAGCGUCAUUGCAUGCCCCGCAAUUGGCAACUGGUUAAUUCGGCGAUGAUUUAUCCAGAAACCAGAAUGUUUUUCACCUUUAAAGCUGUCAUGAAUUUCCUUUCACUUUACUUAGUUUUAUAAUAAAAUCUUCAGUGACUGCCCCCACGUAAA